Molecule: messenger RNA, 2961 nt
Organism: Prunus armeniaca (apricot)
Lineage: Eukaryota; Viridiplantae; Streptophyta; Magnoliopsida; Rosales; Rosaceae
Source: the annotation of a GenBank genome assembly
AUGAUCAAAACUGAUGAAGAAGAGGCUGCAGACUAUUCUGCUCUAAGUGCCGGACGAAAUAUACAAGGGGUCACCUAUUUUAUCAGCAACUUUGCAAAUGUAAUUGUCAACCAAGACCAUUCUAGCUCUCCUCCUCAUCAUGAUCAUACAACUCCAACAUCAUCAUCAUCCAAUGAAAUCAAGAGUUGGCUGACCCUUAAUGUCACAAAUUCAACUACUACAGCAAACAAUAAUACUGUCAAGUCUGUGGUGAUCAACAAUCCACCAGUACAACCUAUGUCUAGUGAGAUUGGGAACAAAAACUCUGAUUCUGAUUCGUGCUCCGGUCGAUAUAUUUAUGUUUAUAAUCUUCCUAAGAGGUUCAACCAGGACUUGCUCAAAAAUUGCCAUUCACUUCAGAGAUGGACUGAUAUGUGCCCCUACAUAUCAAACAUGGGACUUGGUCCUCGAAUUAAGAAUUCUAAAAAGCAGCUAGUUGGAAAUGGUUGGUUUGCUACAAACCAGUUUUUAUUGGAAGUUAUUUUUCACAACAGGAUGAAGCAGUACAAGUGUUUAACCAAUGAUUCAUCAUUGGCCUCUGCUGUCUUUGUACCCUUUUAUCCUGGCCUUGAUGUGGGACGAUACCUCUGGGACUAUAACAUAUCAGUGAGAGAUGCUUCUCCUCUAGAAUUCGUGAAGUGGCUUUCGCAUAGGCCGGAAUGGAAAAAAAUGUGGGGAAGAGACCAUUUCUUAGUUGGAGGAAGGAUUGCUUGGGAUUUCAGGAGGCAAACAGACAAGGACUCUGCUUGGGGUUCCAAGCUUAUGUUCUUACCUGAAGCCAAGAACAUGACAUUGUUGUCGAUCGAAUCCAGCUGCUGGAACAAUGAGCAGGCAAUACCAUACCCAACAUACUUCCAUCCCUCCAAGGACAGUGAGGUGUUUGAGUGGCAGAGAAGAAUGAGAAAGAGGAAAAGGCGGCACCUCUUCUCCUUUGCUGGUGCUCCAAGACCCGAUUCGAAAGACAGUAUCAGGGACAUGAUUAUAAAUCAAUGCCAAUCUUCAACCUCAUGCAAACUUGUAGGCUGCCACCGUGGUGCAAACAAGUGUGAUGACCCCCUAAAUGUGAUGAGGGUAUUUGAAGCAUCAGUUUUUUGCUUGCAGCCUUCGGGGGACUCGUACACGCGGCGAUCAACCUUUGAUUCCAUCUUGGCAGCCUGCAUUCCAGUUUUCUUCCAUCCUGGUUCGGCUUAUGUGCAGUACUUAUGGCAUUUCCCCAACACCCCAUCCAAAUACUCUGUGUUCAUAUCAGAAAAAGAUAUCAGGGACCAAAAGGUGAUGAUCAAUGAGACAUUGCAUAGAAUUCCCAAGCGUCAAGUAUCAGCAAUGAGAGAGGAGGUCAUAAGGUUGAUCCCAAGGGUAAUAUACGCAGAUCCAAGAGCACCAAGAUUGGAGACAGUUGAAGAUGCAUUUGACAUAGCAGUUAAGGGAGUGCUUGACAGAGUAGAGAGAAUUAGGAGGGAGAUGAAAGAGGGUAAGGAUCCUGGUAUUGCUUUUCCAGAACUAAACACUACAAAAUUUGAUAUGCCUGGUCCUGGGAGAGAGAGAAAAUUAAGGAGCUUUAGACAACACAAAACGCUCCGCCUCACAGGUCUCUCUCUCGUUCUCUUUCUUUCUCUAUCUCAAGUCAGAGCGAAACGUUUUUCCGCAAAAGCCAUGGCUCUGGUCUUGCAUGCAGGGAAGACAAACAAAAAUGCUUUCAAGACCCUCAUAGUUGCGGAGUACACUGGUGUAAAAGUCGAACUUGCACCUGACUUUGAGAUGGGUGUCACCAACAAGACUCCUGAAUAUUUGAAGUUAAACCCUAUUGGGAAGGUUCCCCUGCUGGUAACACCUGAUGGUCCCAUCUUUGAGAGCAACACCAUUGCACGUUAUGUUGCUCGCUUGAAGGCUGACAAUCCUCUUAUUGGUUCUUCUCUGAUUGAUUAUGCCCAUAUCGAGCAAUGGAUUGAUUUUGGAUCAUUGGAGAUUGAUGCUAACAUAAUUAGCUGGUUUAGACCAAGAUUCGGAUAUGCUGUGUACCUUCCUCCAGCCGAGGAAGCUGCGAUUUCUGCUUUAAAGAGAGCGCUAGGUGCCUUGAAUACCCAUCUUGCUUCGAACACAUACCUAGUUGGGCAUUUUGUAACCCUUGCUGACAUUAUUGUCACAUGCAAUUUGUUUUUUGGGUUCACAAAGCUCAUGACAAAGAGCUUCACUUCGGAAUUCCCCCAUGUUGAGAGAUACUUCUGGACCCUGGUCAAUCAACCAAACUUCAAAAAGGUAUUGGGUGAUGUCAAGCAGACUGAAUCUGUUCCACCUGUUCCAUCUGCAAAGAAGCCUUCCCAGCCCAAAGAAACUAAAUCCAAGGCCAAGGAGGAGCCCAAGAAAGAAGCUAAAAAGGAGCCAGCAAAACCCAAAGCAGAAGCUGCUGAGGAAGUGGAAGAGGCACCAAAACCAAAACCCAAGAAUCCUCUUGAUCUGCUGCCCCCAAGCAGUAUGGUAUUGGAUGACUGGAAGAGACUUUACUCUAACACAAAGACCAACUUCCGUGAGGUUGCUAUUAAAGGAUUCUGGGACAUGUACGAUCCUGAGGGAUAUUCUCUUUGGUUCUGUGAGUACAAGUACAAUGAUGAAAAUACUGUAUCCUUUGUGACAUUGAACAAGGUCGGUGGAUUUCUUCAGCGCAUGGAUCUGGCCCGCAAGUAUGCUUUUGGGAAGAUGCUAGUGAUAGGCUCAGAGCCACCAUUUAAGGUGAAAGGGUUGUGGCUCUUCCGUGGGCAAGAAAUUCCUCCAUUUGUGAUGGAGGAGUGCUAUGACAUGGAGCUCUACAAUUGGACGAAGGUUGACCUUUCAGAUGAAAACCAGAAGGAGCGUGUCAACCAGAUGAUUGAAGACCAGGAGCCUUUUGAGGGCGAGGCUCUGUUGGAUGCCAAGUGCUUUAAGUGA